CAUUUCCGCUGUGGCCUUGCAUCGUUCUCGGGAUUGUUCGGCUGGUAACGGUCGGUGAGUUCAAAUGUUCGGCUGCAGAUCCUCCUGCGGACUGAAGUGAAGAAAGAGCCAAGCGAAAACACACGGACGGAGUGUUGAGGCGGAAUGACGGUGCUGCAGGAACCUGUCCAGGCUGCAGUGUGGCAGGCUCUGAACCACUACGCCUACCUGGACGCAGUUUUCCUCGCUGAGAGACUUUACGCUGAAGUGAGGUCGGAGGAGGCUCUCUACCUGCUGGCUACCUGUUACUACCGCUCUGGGAAGCCGUAUAAAGCAUACCGGCUGCUGAAGGCCCAUAGCUGCUCCACGCCACAGGUUCGAUUCUUGUUGGCCAAGUGCUGCGUCGAGCUCAGCAAGCUCGCUGAAGGAGAGCAGGUUCUGAUUGGUGGAGUGCUAAACAAACAGAAGAGCCAGGAUGACAUCAUCACAGAGUUUGGGGACUCCGCCUCCUUCACCCUGUCAUUACUGGGACACAUUUACUGUAAGACAGAUCGUGUUGCUAAAGGUGCCGAGUGUUUCCAGAGGAGUUUAACCCUCAACCCGUUCCUGUGGUCACCUUUUCAGAAUCUCUGUCACCUAGGAGAAAAACCCGAUCCAGAUCAGGUGUUUAGGUUGUCCUCACUACAGAACUCCUCGCUAGCCCCGCCCCCACCGUCUGUAAGCCCCGCCCAGAAUGCCUCUCAUCGCCUAGACACCGCUCUCAUGGAGACGCCACAGGACACGCUGGAGUUAAAUCGUUUAAAUCUAGAAUCAUCAAAUGGAAAGCUGACGUCUGAUUUGUCAGUUUCCUACAUCGACUCCUCCCUCAUCUCCCCGGAGACCGGCUCCCUAUUGGGUAACACCGUCUCCAUGGCAUCAGCCGGCUCUCUAUUGGCUAAACAGAACAAGCCCAAGAGUGGGCGGAGUUUACUGGGAGGACCUGCGGCCCUCAGCCCUCUGACGCCCAGUUUUGGUAUUCUGCCCCUGGAGCCCAGCCCAGGAGACCCUACAUAUCUACAGAACUACUCUGCAACCAUGGAAACGCAAAGUACUGCCCCCAGCAAGAAGUCUGUUUCUAGGAUCAGUCAGUCAAAGUCUGUCUUCAGUCAGAGUGGUAACAGUAGAGAUGUCCUCCCCAUCCCCUUCAACCAAUCACAGACCUCUGCUCCUCACACCAGUGGCUCCCCUCAGGUCCUCAGUCCCAGUAUGUCUGGUCCUCCAAAUGUUCAGCCCAGAAGAAGCUCCAGACUGUUUACUAGUGCCAGCUCUACUGCCAAGGAAAACAGCAAGAAGUUAAAGAUGAAGUUUCCUACAAAAAUCCCCAAUAGGAAAACCAAAUGUAAAUCAGCGAAGACAUCAAACAGCAGUAACCUGAACGAGAGUCUGGACAUCCUGAGACUGGAUUCCAGUCUGAGUCUACCAGACACCAAGAUCCCCCAGUACCAGAGGGCUGCUGCAGACAGCGUGAUGGCGUUGCUACGGGAACUGGGACGUGGCUACCAGGCGCUGUGUUCAUACAACUGCAGGGAGGCCAUCCAUAUCCUAACCUCACUCCCUCCCCAGCACUACAACACUGGCUGGGUCCUCACUCACAUCGGCAGGGCCUACUUCGAACUGGCCGAGUACACACAGGCGGAGCGUCUGUUCAGUGAAGUGCGCAGGAUCGAGUCGUACAGAGUCGAAGGGAUGGAGAUUUAUUCCACCACUCUGUGGCACCUGCAGAAAGACGUGGCGCUGUCCGCCCUGUCCAAAGACCUGACCGACAUGGACAAGAACUGUCCUGAGGCCUGGUGUGUAGCGGGUAACUGUUUCAGUCUGCAGAGGGAACACGACAUCGCCAUCAAGUUCUUCCAGAGAGCUAUCCAGGUGGACCCGAGCUUUGCAUAUGCGUACACUCUGUUGGGUCAUGAGUUUGUUCUGACUGAAGAGUUGGAUCGGGCCCUCGCCUGCUUCCGAAACGCCAUCAGAGUCAACAACAGACACUACAACGCAUGGUAUGGUCUGGGGAUGAUUUACUACAAACAGGAGAAGUUCAACUUGGCCGAAAUCCACUUCAAGAAAGCUCUGAGCAUCAACCCUCAGAGCUCGGUGCUGCUCUGUCACAUUGGAGUGGUGCAACAUGCUUUGAAGAAGUCUGAUGCCGCUUUAGAGACUCUGAACAGAGCGAUCGGGAUCGACCCUAAAAAUCCACUCUGCAAGUUCCACCGAGCAUCUAUACUGUUCGCCAAUGACAAGUACAAGGCGGCUCUUCAGGAGUUGGAGGAGUUAAAGCAGAUUGUUCCCAAAGAGUCUCUGGUUUACUUCCUUAUAGGAAAGGUGUAUAAGAAGUUGGGUCAGACUCACCUGGCCCUGAUGAACUUUAGCUGGGCAAUGGACCUGGAUCCUAAAGGAGCAAACAACCAGAUCAAAGAAGCCAUCGACAAGCGAUACCUGCCUGAGGACGAAGCAGCGGAGGUGGACGACAGUCAGGACAGCAGCAUCAUGACAGAUGCCGACGACACACAGCUGCACACGGCUGAGAGCGACGACGUUCUUUAACCCCGCCCCUUUGGUGUAGCCCCACCCCCUGCUCGAGCCAAGCCCUGCCCCCUGCUCUGAGUGCUGUUGCUAGGCAGCAUCCCGACAGACAGAUCUUCAGUUUAGCUCCACCCCAGCCUUUUACCCUGUCCUCCUAUUGGCUUAAACAGACUGCUGCUGCCCUGAAGCCCCCCCUCUUCCUGUUUCCUUCCUCGUAUGUCAUUGAGGCGGUCCUCUGACAUCAAAGCUGUUUUUUAUGUUCUUUUUAUCCUGAUGGAAAUAAAUCAAUAAAAACAUGUAAACCCCA
This is a messenger RNA of Acanthochromis polyacanthus (spiny chromis), 2842 nucleotides long. RefSeq names its product cell division cycle 27 (gene cdc27). The record is from RefSeq and is a predicted model, not a curated record. The transcript has 20 exons. The coding region runs from base 145 to 2556 and encodes 803 amino acids. NCBI's taxonomy places the organism in Eukaryota, Metazoa, Chordata, Actinopteri, Pomacentridae. Gene Ontology annotation, biological process: cell division. Gene Ontology annotation, molecular function: protein binding.